Messenger RNA from Mus pahari (shrew mouse), 1338 nucleotides. It is a transcript of the gene Ska2, whose product is annotated as spindle and kinetochore associated complex subunit 2. The transcript has 4 exons. Gene Ontology annotation, cellular component: outer kinetochore; spindle microtubule. Lineage: Eukaryota; Metazoa; Chordata; Mammalia; Rodentia; Muridae. The record is from RefSeq and is a predicted model, not a curated record. Gene Ontology annotation, biological process: cell division; chromosome segregation; mitotic cell cycle. Gene Ontology annotation, molecular function: microtubule binding. Bases 52 to 417 code for a protein of 121 amino acids.
CGGCUUGCAGCUUAAGCGCCUCUGCGGUCUGAGGAAUGUCAACUAUUCAAUAUGGAGGCGGAGGUCGAUAAGCUGGAACUGAUGUUCCAGAAAGCUGAUUCUGAUUUGGAUUACCUUCAGUAUAGACUGGAAUAUGAAGUCAAGACUAAUCACCCACAUUCAGCAGGAGAGAAAAAUGCAGUUGCAAUUUUAAAGGAAUUGUCAGCAAUAAAGUCUCGAUAUCAAGCUUUAUGUGCACGCUUUAAGGCAGUUUCUGUUGAGCAAAAAGAGACCAAGAGCUGCAUUUGUGCUACUUUGAACAAGACAAUGACCAUGAUACAAGAACUACAAAAGCAAACAAACCUGGAGCUAACUCUACUGACUGAAGAAGAGAAAGCUGCAACAGAGCCAUUAAAAUCUCACGUGCCGGAUUUAUAAAACAGAAUGUUAAAGAGGAACUCUGAGGGAAAGAAGAGCGAUUCCAGAGAUUCAGCAAGAUGUCUAGAGGCUGGGGGCUGACGAGGAAGCCCAAGAUUUUUCUUGACUGAGAGGAUCGUGGUGCAUUUCAUAUGAGGAAAUUGUAAGAAGUGUAGAUGUCAUACGACUGGAAACCAAAAGUAUGGGAUGGGAAUAAAGCAAUGUAAAUACCGAUACCCAGAGUUCAUUCUGUCCUUUUAGGCAAGGAAUGGCACCUUAGUACUAUUUUUUUAUUUUUCUGUUUUCUUUUUAUAUAAUGUUGGCAUGAUUUUAGAUGUUUUGGAAUUUUUUUGAGACAAUAUUUAUGUACAUUUCGUUCAGUAUGUAAAUGGGCAAAAUACUUGUAUAUUCAGGUGGUGUUUGUUUGUUCUUUUGAGACAAGCUCUCACUGUGUAGCUCUGGCUGGCCCUGGAGCUCACUAUGUAGACCAGACUAGCUCUGAAUCCUAGAGAUGCCUGCCUUUGCUAUCACACUGGGCAUUGUCUGUCUGUCUGUCUGUGACAACAUCUUUUGUAUCCCAGGCUGGCCUCAGAUUUGGUGUCAAUAGGGAUAUUUUACUUUGGUACCUCCUGAGUGCUGGGAUUCCCAGUGUGCAGAAGCAUGUCUGGUUUAUGUAGUACCAGCUAGCACAGCACAGCUGAGCCACAUCCCAACCCUAUAUUUUUUUUCUUUAAUGUACAUUACAGUUAAUAACACACUUGUAUGUAUAUGCUGUCCAGUUUUCCCAAAAUCUAACAAAUUAAUAGGCUGUUUUGUGAGAACUUUAAUUUUUUUUUCCUUUUUCCCAUUGGUUGCUAGUAAUAAACAUCACGAGCUUGUUUUCAAAUGCUGUUUUAGACUUUCUAUCUGGUAUUGCAAUAAUAUGUUAUCUUUCAGUGUAGU